Spodoptera litura is the source of this 3186-nucleotide messenger RNA. It is a transcript of the gene ZnT77C, whose product is annotated as Zinc transporter 77C. Gene Ontology annotation, biological process: intracellular zinc ion homeostasis; zinc ion transmembrane transport; detoxification of zinc ion. NCBI's taxonomy places the organism in Eukaryota, Metazoa, Arthropoda, Insecta, Lepidoptera, Noctuidae. Gene Ontology annotation, cellular component: membrane. The record is from RefSeq and is a predicted model, not a curated record. Gene Ontology annotation, molecular function: zinc ion transmembrane transporter activity.
UCGCGGAAAUUCGUUUACAUCUAAGCAGACCUACACCUAUUUAACAGUUCGACAGUUUGCUUAUCGGGUGCGAAAGGCUUGUCGAUAAGGUAGCGUGCGCGCGCGCAGCCGUCAGUGCCGCGAGCGACGCCGGCGCACCCGCCCAUCACGAUUGAGUACCGACAACGCAACGGCGAAACGCUGAAAACCGAAAUUCGUAACGUGUUUAGAAACUCAAAACAAUAUUAUACAAGUGAUAUGUGCCUGAACUACCGCUGUCGACUAUUGUUUUCUAAACCAACGUGUUGUGACAAAGAUUGCUUUUACGUUAAUUUGUGCGGCUAAACCAAACUCUGCGUCGGUUUAUAUACUUUUGAAGAGCAACAAGAUGGCGAUGAAAGAGUGGCUACAAUGGCUGCCGCCGCCGAGGUCCCUGUUGGCGCUGCUGCUGGCUAUAGCUGGCUUCAGCGGCCGGUUGUUCGCUUCGCACUUCACGCACUCACCGACCCUCCUCGUGGACACGUGCCACUCACUAUGUCGGCUAGUCGGCCUCGUCACCACGUUGAUCUCAUACAAGUAUGAGCGCGCAGAUGAGGGUGCUGGCCGGGAGGGUCGGUUAAGGAACACGUUCGGAUGGGCGCGCAUUGAGGUGGUGGGCCGCCUCUCCGUGCACGUCCUCUUCGCAUCCUUCGCCUUAGCACUCGUGGUGAACGCGCUCCAGCUGGGCGUGCACUCCUCACACGGUCAGCCGCCGAGAUACCCCAAAGUCAUCGUCGGCAGCGCAGUCAUAGGAUUGCUUCUACACGCCAUCAAUUACAUGUUAUUAGCAGGACGCGAGUUGAGCUACAGCCGGCGACUGAGCGUCACUGAAGGAGGAGGAGUUGUGCUGAAGACUGGAUCUGGAGAGCCUGUACUUGCUCAUGCUCCCACUGAUAUCGCCAGCAGUCUCUUCGUGAUGGGUGCUGGCCUGACCAACGAAUGGGAGCCAGUCGCUGCUCGCAUCGCUGACCCUGCGCUCUCCGCUUGCGCAGCUAUCGUUCUCGUCAUCUUCAACUAUCCAUUCAUGCGGUCAGCGGGUUUGGUGCUGCUGCAGACUGUGCCGGAAGGUCUGGGCACUUGCGACCUGCGGGCCGCAGCGCUUCGGGUCCCUGGGGUCCUGGCCAUACAUGAACUGCACGUCUGGCAAAUGCACCGUGACAAGGUCGUCGCCACUGCUCAUGUGGCCUACAGCUCACACGAGGAUUACUUGAAGAGUUCCGCGUUAGUUUGUGAUAUAUUCAAGCGUCACGGCAUCGGUCUAGUCACGCUACAGCCAGAGUUCACACUCACCUCUAUGCUAGGUACAGAUGAAGAGAAAAAGGCGUUAAUAGACUUUGCGAAUCAAGGGUGUUCGUGUCCGUGUGCCAAGGAGUGCACUGCUCCCAGGUGUUGUGAGCCACCUCGCCUGCCCACCGUCACUCGCAUUUAGUUACACAAUAACAUACUACACUACCCGGCUAUACAUAUUGCACAUCGACCUUUGGAAAGACACAAUCGGCCAAGGUGCCAUGUUUACGAUUGCCACUGACACCACUCUCCUCCGAAUAAAAAGAUUUACGAUCCUUUCGAAGGAGAGUGGUAUCACACAAAAUUGUCUGUUUCCAAAAACCAAUGUGCAAUAUUUAUCGCCUGGUACUGUACAUUAUACGUGCAUAGCAAGGCAGAAUGGGGUAUUCUGUACGUUCUUAUACAUAAUACUAUGUGAUUUUUAAUGAAUUUGUAACUGGCAGAAUUUGCCUUCCACAGUAAGAAUAUAAACCAAAGUAAAGAUGCCUCUCACAAAGUGACCAUUUCAGGAGAUGUAACAAUAAUAUCGGAACGGAUAAAUACUUAGAUAGUGCAACACAAAUCGAUAGUUCUAAACAGAAGUUUUCUAACAUAUUUAAUCUUGCCGUAUUUUAAUGAAAUUGCGUUGUAAAUAGUAGGCGAUAAAAGUAAGUUUAAUUUAAAUUAAGUAGAUAAUAUUCAUAAAAUUAGUCAAGUUGGGCGAAACCAAUCAGUUUCGUAUAUUAACUGUAACGCUUACAGGUCCGUAAUAAUAUACAAAACUGAUUUGUUGGUACUUUAAGUCCGUGGGCGUAAAAUUAUUUUUCUACGGUAAUUACCAAACAGUAAAUGAAUACAUGUUUUGGUAGAAUAAAUACCUAAUCACCUACCUUUGUGCCUAACAUAUAAUUAAUAGAGAUAUAUUUUUUUAAUUACUUGAAACAGAGUUCAAUUAAUGUUCAAAUUGAUUAACCCGUGGUAUGCCGGAACGUAGAUCUACGCGAGACACAAUAUGUUUCAUAUACCGACAUACACGAAGUUAAGAGGAACGGAUGUAUAUUUAUAUACGAAGGUACCCAAGUCCCUAUCCACAUAAGUUUACUUAGAAAAAAAUUAAACAUUAUACAUAAAAUAAGCAUAACGAAACAAGCUGUAAGUAGGUAGAUAUCUAUAAUUUAAGAAUACAACCAAAGAAGCUUGUCUUGUGUCGCGGUAAGCGGCGAAAUUUCUAAUCGUGGUAAAUAACAGAGUCAGCCUACAACAGUGAAAGUGUAAUGAAUAAAAACAUGGCUAGCGAGCCACAUUGUCAGUCAAGUGCACUCGCGCGCCCGUUCCCGCCAACUACACCGACUACCGACAUCAUCAUAAUACACUCUAAUGACGAGUUAUUGUUGUCAAAAAAAGGUAUUGUUAUGGAGCCAUUACGAUGACGAAAAAAUCUUUUGUUAGCGGUGAAAUUGUACUGCAACCGACUAUUAUAUUAAGGAGAAACCUGUAUCCAAACACAUCAGUUCGCAUGUAACUUACAAACAAUUUAAUCUUGUACGUAUAAUAGUUUACGUCAACCCAUAUCCCUAUCUUCAUAAUAUAUUUAGGCUACUAUAAAGUAAUUAAGAAACGACAUGAUGCAGUCUAUUUUGUUCCCUAAAUGUCGUGCAAUCGAAAACAACGACUUAUACACAAGUUCUUAUGAGACGGUUAUAAAGAUGGCGUACAAAGCGACUGUGAUGUUCCUUUACAGUAUUAUAUUAAGGGAAAUUAGUUAGGCGAUUCGUAGAUAGUAAUAUUGUAUUUUUAUUGUCCAUAAAUAAGAAUGUUAACAAAUAAUAAUAGUUUGUAAGUGUUUUGUGUACAAAGUUUUUGUUGACUAUUGAUUUGAAAACAAAUUGAAAAUUAAAUUGA